Molecule: messenger RNA, 3311 nt
Organism: Lytechinus variegatus (green sea urchin)
Lineage: Eukaryota; Metazoa; Echinodermata; Echinoidea; Temnopleuroida; Toxopneustidae
Product: G protein-activated inward rectifier potassium channel 3-like
Exons: 3
Coding region: 489-1868 (459 amino acids)
Biological process (GO): potassium ion import across plasma membrane; regulation of monoatomic ion transmembrane transport
Cellular component (GO): plasma membrane
Molecular function (GO): inward rectifier potassium channel activity
Source: RefSeq, a predicted model, not a curated record
AAAAAACUCUUAGGAAUUCAAAGAUUUGAAGAUGCUGUCGUGUGAUCUCCUUGAGGAUUGCCAUUUAGAGACAGUUAAGCCUCACAGAAAUCUUCUUAGUGGUGUUGAGAAGGAGCUGCUUCAAAAGGCUGCUGUUUGGCAGCUUAUCCUGUCGAGGCGAUGAACCAUUCCUUGGAUCCUCGUUAUAGUGGUUGCGUCCCAUCGAUUGUAAAACUCUCCCCCCACACACAAAUGUGCAAAGCUGGACUUCUCAAUUGCCUGCUACUUACUCUGCAUUUGUUGAUUUUUCUGAAACAAUUGUGGUAAUUCAAGCCAUCUGUGGAUUUCUUAUUCAGUGGAAUACAUUAUGUGAAUACAUAGCUUUGACGUGAUAUACUGCCUACAAGCCACUCUGGACCUGUUACUCAAUAGUGUUUUAGAGUUGUUCGACCAUACACGGAGGAUUUCAAAUUUAAAAGGACAAAGGAGAAUAUUGAUUUGGGUGUCCAAUGGGUACAAGACCUAACGGACAAAAGCCCUCGUAUGGGGAGGCAGUUAACAUGGCUGACUCGGCCAAUACCAGCUUUGCAAGUGAUUAUGGCAACCACAAUGACUCCAAGACCCUUGUUCUCCAGGGUCAGAACCAUGUUGUAUCUAAUCACAUUGCAGGCAACCAUGUUGUAGGCAACUUCAACAACCUCGCAGCAGAGUCCAUGAAGUCAUAUGCUUCAUCCACAACAGAGGUCUCAAUGAGACAUCACAUUCCGAAGAGACGGAGACUUGUGGAGAAGAACGGUCGCUGCAAUGUUGAGUUUGAGAGCAAGGCAAAGCACUGGCGGCUUCAAUUCUUCAAGGAUAUCUUCACAACUUCAGUGGAUAUGCCAUGGAGAUGGAACAUCAUCAUGGUAUGUCUUGGAUUUCUCAUCAGUUGGUUGGUGUUUGCUGGAAUAUAUUAUGCCAUUGCCUGGGGUAGAGGAGACUUUGAUCAGCUAGACAACUCAGAAUGGUCACCUUGCUUCCGUAACUUCUACAACUGGAAUUCAGCGUUGCUCUACAGCAUUGAGGCGCAAACGACGAUAGGUUUCGGGUUCCGUUGCCCAACGGAGCAGUGUCCGGAGGCCAUCGUGUUCCUUGUUGUCCAAGUCCUGCUUGCCAACUUCCUGGAGGCAUUCAUCAUCGGUGCCUUCAUUGCCAAAUUCUCCCGACCAAAGAUGCGAGCAAGUACCCUGCUCUUCAGCAAGACUGCCUGCAUCACCAAGCAAGAUGGAAGAUUAUGUCUUAUCUUCAGGAUAGGUGACCUACGACAGAAAAGCCAGAUCGUAGAGGGUCACAUCAGGUUACAGCUAAUCAAACACCAUGUCACACAGGAAGGAGCAUGUUUUCCGUACAAAAUCUUUGAUUUGAACAUCGGCCAUGAAUUUGGCCUUGACCGCAUCUUUCUGGUGUGGCCACUCACAAUAUGCCAUGUCAUCGACAGUAAAAGUCCCCUGUAUGAGAUAUCAAGAGACAGUCUUCCUGGAGCUGAGUUUGAGAUUGUUGCCAUCCUUGAGGGUAUUGUAGAGUCCACAGGGACCACCACUCAAGCAAGGACUUCCUACCUCCCAGAUGAAAUCAUGUGGGGGUAUGAUUUUGAGAACAUCAUCUUUGAUAACGAUGGAAUGCAUUUCAUUGACUUUGAACGCUUCAACCAUCUGACUGAGGUGCCUGCCUUUACCCAUCUUAGUCCAAAGGAAUACUAUGAAGAGGUGAGGCGGCAGAACCCAAAUGGUGAUGGACCAAUUUGGGCAGAGCGGAAGGAAAGUACCUGCAGCGCUACGACCAGUACGCCGGUCAAAAAGCAGUCUUCUUUCAGAAGAUCGAGACAGAUUGAGUUUGAGUCAAGGCUGUGACUAGACAGAGGAACUUUAUAAAAAGGAAUAUUUGAAAAAAAUAACAGGCACAGUAUUGGAUGUUUUACAAGAGACAACUUGAAACACUAAGAGACAGCAUCCUUUACAAGCAGUUUCCAAGACCUCAGAUGUACAAAAUUAUAAACUUAUACCAGUCAACAUGAACAAUAUGAAGAGGGUUUGUCAAUGAGUUGGAGAACUGUUUGAGCACUGUCUCCAGAUGAUCUUCUGUGCCUGAUGUAUCAAUGAAUAUUCAUCUUCAAGAUUUAUGCGCAUAUCUGAACUCCUAAUUCUGGACAAAAGGCAGGUGUUGCCAAUUUGACGAGUCAGAUCAUUGGACAGAACAACUUGGAUGGAAUUGGAGAGAUUUUUUUUUAAAGAAAAGAAUGGAAUCGGUGCAUGGAUGGCUUUAUAUGACUCCGUGAAUUCAAUUGCAUGGAUGAGCAAAAGCUGGAAAUGUCAACCAUCAUAAAAAAAAUAAUAACCAAAAGACAUCUCCGAUGUACAGUGUACAGACAAUCUGUAAAUAUUUUGUACAGACUCUCUUAAAGGGACAGAGAGAUUGGUACCCUUGUUUGCUGUGAAGUCCACUUAUAUAGGUCCCCAAAGGUGCUGAAGAUAUGUUUGUGAACCACUCUUGUUUCAUCACACCAUGCACUUACCACUAGGUAAUAUGACAGGCUGAUUUUAAUUAGCUGCUGAAGUUAAAAACCCAUCUCAUGAAUUUGACCUGUUAUCUUCAAAACUUUUGUGCCAUUAUUUCAGAGAUGCUGUCCAAUUGGUGGUCACAGAACUCUUGCCUGUUAAGCCUGUCUGGCUAGCUUUAUCUUUAUCUGUGAAACAGAAAAUACUUCUGCUUGGGACAACAACCAAGAAAUUCUCAUAAACUUCAUACAUUCAUGGAUGACAAACAACCAGCAUUAUGUUUAACAGUGUAAUGACAAGGCUGAAAUUUGUUGUUUUCUGAAAGCCAUGUUGCAUUUGAACUGCUUGGUGAAGACACUAUGACAGAGAGAUUGGAAUUGACAGUACUGUGUUUUUUAUUAGAAAGACUGCACAGAGAACACCACACUUAUCAACCACGGUGUGGACUUCUAGGUGGUGGGAUGAUGAAAUCUGAAGCAAGAUGGACAGACGGAAGUGAUUUAAACUAGAGUUGUGAAAAGGAGGAAGCAGACAAGAAACAUAUUUGGAGGAAGAGACCUUAAGUCUUGAGAUAUGAUGGUUUCCUCCUUUCAUUGGAAGCUCAUUGCUGAAGUUUUGGAAAGGAUUUCAUGAGAUGAGAGGAUUGAGACCAGAGGAUCACCAGGAGUAAGCUUCCAUAUACUUCAGAAAGAGAUUAAUUAGCCUUCAAAAUUUUAAGACCCAUCUUGGAUCUGCUACAUGAGAGACUACGGGUGAUGUGGUAACCUCAAAGAAACUGGCAUUUAGGGAGCACAUUCC